AUGCCCGACGACGUGCGGGACAGCCUGGAGCGGGCCCGCGACGGCUUCUACAGCCAGUGCCGGGCGCAGGGCAUCGCCGACCCGGAGCACUUCGUGACCGAGCGGCGCGACCGCGCUGCGCAAUGCGUCAAGGACAACGUCGACGUCGACGAAAUCGUCCAGGACAUUUCGCGGCACAUGGAGAACGGCGAGCUGGACGUGCUGUUCUCGAGCCGCUGCCGCGACCUGCCGCCACGCAUCUUGGACUGCAUUGAGCGGCCGCUCGUCGAGCUGGAGCGCUGCCUGAACGAGACGGAGCGCGCCAAGAACUACUCCGCCACGCUGAUGGCCGGCCUGCGCGAGGCGGUCGACUUCCUCUGCUUCAACGACGGCGAGCGGAUUGCCAUCUUCCUGGGGGAGAAGGGUCAGGAGUGUAUGUCGUCGCAACAGGUGCGCGACAGCUUGACUCAGUGUCUGGAGAAACACAAUCUGACGGCGUCGACGGCGCCGGACGUGCUGGACAGCACGACGCGCGGCUUCACACCCGCUUUUUGCCACCGCAUGUUCGUGGCGCACGACUGCGCCGCCGACGCCCUCCGGCUUUGCGACGAUCCGACGCCGUCCAACGUGGUCGACAGCCUGCUGCGGGCCUUCGAGGGGCCGCUGCCGUGGCCAAGCGCCACGCGCGGCUGA
This is a messenger RNA of Pollicipes pollicipes, 672 nucleotides long. Its product is annotated as 27 kDa hemolymph glycoprotein-like. The coding region runs from base 1 to 672 and encodes 223 amino acids. The transcript is spliced from 2 exons. The record is from RefSeq and is a predicted model, not a curated record. Lineage: Eukaryota; Metazoa; Arthropoda; Thecostraca; Pollicipedomorpha; Pollicipedidae.